UGUUAAACGUUUUACAAUACGAAUUUUAACUGUUCCUAAUAUUUUCCCAAAUUUCUUGAAUAUUGCAGAUGGAAAUUAAGAAACUACUUAAAAAUAAUUAAUUCCCAGUGAGUAGUAAUGAAAGGAACAAAGUGCUUUAAUAGGAUUCCAUUACCCACUAAUUGGCUCAAUUUCCGGCUCUAAUAAUAGAAUUUUUCCAAAUACCUUUCUCUCAAUUCUCUCUCAAACAAAUAGAGUAAAAACAAAAAAUUGAUGUGGAAAAUACGCAGGUUAAAUUUGUUGAAAAAAUAAAUGAAUUUCAGGAGUUGUUAUAAAAAUUUUCCUUAAAAUGAUCCAGGAUGUCUAAUGCUUAUUCAGUUAGAAGAAAGCUAUGAUAGAAAAUUGUCAGCAUAGAAGAAUCCUUUAAGGCUUCAGCACAGGAAUAUUCAGUUUACAAAAUGUUCCCAGAAAAAUCCGGAUCUAAUAGACAAAUCCUAUGGAUGAAAACAUUACCAAAAAGAUGAUAUGCUCUGAAAGAAUAAUUCUUGGUGAGAAGAUUACUCCGGUUCGAUUUAAUACUGGCUCAGAGCUCCGGUAUAUAAAUGCAUUGGUAGAAAAUACAUAUAUAGAAAUAUUCUUUGGGAGAAAAAAUGCCACGAUAGAAGAUUGCUCCGCUAAAAGAAUGCUCCGUUGAGAGAAUGCUCCGCUAGAAGAAUUCUUUGCUAGAAGAGUGUUCCGCUAGAAGAAUAAUCCGCUAGAAGAAUGCUAUUUUGAAAGAUGCUCCGUUAAGAAAAUGCUCCAGAGAUCCUGGAAGAAAUAUUUCUUCUCUGGAUCUACUGUGCCAGGGGAUCCAGUGGUUGUAGAUGAGACCGGAGUAGAUAUCAUCCAGGCUUUGGAUAUAUUCUCUCCUGUUCAACCCUCUCAUUCUUCUCCAGGCUCUCGUAGAGCCAUCCCACCAGGACUAAAAAGAGAUGAUGAUUUCCAUAGUCCUGGGGUUGGUGAUUUAGCUUUACAUAGUCCUAGGUUCUCUAGUCCACGACCUCCACCUUGUCCUUCCAGACUUCAACCAUGUCCUCCCCGACCUCCACCCUGUCCGUCCAACCUGAAGGACAGGACCUUGAACAAACUGCUGGACAAGCUGUGUGAGGAGAACCCGGAGAGAACUAAUUAUCUCCGGAAGAAAAAUUGGUUUAACGGAAACAAGAAUUCUUUAUCCAAGCAGAAACUCGAGGCUGUGAAAAGAGGAAAAGAACGAGUGAAAGAUUCUUGUUUUAUCCCGGAACCUUCUCAAGGUUCCACCAGAUCUUCCAACCCGAUAUCUGGUCUCAAGUUAGAGUCGGAACCACAAGAUUUGUUCUCCGGGUAUAAGAAUGCUCUAACCUUCACUGGUACCCUGAGUGAUGAGUUGGGAAGAUUCCUCCCGGCUUCAUUCCUUUUCCCCCAGUCCUAUCCUACAAUAGGAAUACAUCAAUCCACGGGAUGGAUUACAGUCUCCGUAUUAGAUAUACACACACUACAGGUUGAAAACACUGGACAACUUAUUACGGUUCUACAUGGGAACUCCAGGCUUGUUUUAACCUUACUCUCCGCCCUUGAAACCCAGGAGUUUAUGUCCGCCCUGGAGUACAAGAUACGCUAUUGGAACCCGUUCUCUACCCACCUUCUAGUCUUCCAUCCUACCCGUCUCAACACAAAGCUAGAAGUACAAAGCUUUCUAGGAAAAUGGAAUUCUGUCCAAGAAUCUCAUAGGUUGGAACCUAUUGGAGAAUUCUGGUAUAAGGUUGGAGAUCAUACAGAUACUAGAGACUGGAGCACUGGAUUCUUCUAUCUCAAGUUCGGAGUAUUGUAUUGCUGUAGAGAGGAGGGAGAGCUACCAGUUCUAACCCUGGAGCUAAGUGAUCUACCAACCAGACUUCCAGAUCUAGGGAAUAGAUUUCUAAUUCAGGUUGGGAGUUCUCUAACCUUGUCUUCUCCUAGUCUCAACCUUGCUACAUGGACCAGAUCCGUCCUUCACUCUGCUUCAUUCUUCAAGAUGAGAGAUGAUGUUGUGGAUUAUCGGCUCACCUCCUUCCAUAUUAAUAAUAAAGAUCUGAUCCUGGUUCGGGAACCACAAGGAGAAGUUUUCCAGUCUUUCAAACCGGAGAAUAUUCUCCGGGUUCAACUCAACCCAGCAAUACUCACCGUGCACAUGGGUUGGAUCCAGGACUCCAGGAUUGGGGGCGGAUCCAUCCUUCUCCGAGAACCAGGAGAUUAUAAAGAACUUGGUGAAACCUUGGCACAAAUGGUGAAAGUGGAAGAAAUCGUGAAUAUGGGCUCAAAAUAUCCAUAGUACAUGUACAAUUUACUUGCAAAAAAUAUUAAGCAAAAAAAUUUGCUUGCAUUUUGUAUUUUGUGCGUAUUUUUGACGUUAAAGCUUGGAGAUAAAGUAAUAUCCAUAUAUGAUAUAUGGACGCCCUGUGAUAAACUUGAUUUUCUCAAGAAUAUUAAUCAAAGUAAGCACAAUGCACAUGGGACCAAGCGCAAUCAUUUGCCAUGUCUAACUUACAUGGGUAUAAAUGUAAACACUGUAUUUUUUGCAUCAUGCGUAGUUAUUGGUGCCCAACAACCCAACCUAGAGGAAACUGAACUAAGAGUAUUCCGAUCUAAAAAUGUAUUAGAUCUUAAAAUAGGUUUGGUUAAGCUGGUAGAUGAAGUUGGACAUAGUCAUCUAUACUUAGAUUCGUAAAAACGCGCGGGAAUUAAAAAUGCUCGAUAUUUACUGAAAAACUAUGCUCGAUAAUUAGGUCGGUUUCCUCUGGGACAUUUUCCAUAGCAUUGAGAACUCGAUAUGUUAAAGGUUUUUAAUUUUUUAUUAUUGUGGGGUGAUAACAGAAUAGAGAGGAAUCAAAGCCAUCUUUAUUCAAUCUUUUAAUUAGAAACUUUUAAAAUAAGUUUUGAACAAUGAAUUUAUUUAAUUACAUAAGUUUUAAUGCAACCAUCCUUUAGUGACCUUUGUAAUUAGAGGAUAUUGAUCAAAGCGACUUUCAUUCCUCUUUAUUCUGAUUUUAACCGUACAUUGCAUAGAUUUAAGUAUUUUUUUUUGUAGUUAGCUCAGUGAUAAAAGUUCCUUUGCAUGGCAUAAUUUAAACAAUUUGCCAGCAGAGAACUUUCAAAUUUCGGAGAAAACAACUAUUACCUAACACCUUUGAUAUGACAUUUAACAAUUUAAAAAAGAUCAGAUGCAAGUAUAGUGAGAAUCAAUGAACACCUCUAGUAGACUUAAAAAGGCCGAUUCAGCUUAAUUGCUCCAUCGAAAUGCAUGUUUGGGUUUCAACAAUAGUUCUUGACUCCCAUAUACUUAUGUUUAUAAUAUAUCCAUCAUAUAGUGUUGCCCACAAAUGAAAAGACGACUACACGGAACAGAACGUAUUUAGUCUUUUACAUUCCAUGGUUAACGGCACAUAUUUCGUAAACAAAAAGUGAACUGUUUUCAUAACAAAAGAUCAAAUUUAAUCUUCAUACACACAGGUCGUCUUUGAAGUCUCAUCAUUCGUAGGUAAUCCUGUAUGUACUUUUAUUUCUGAUAUUCAAAUAUGAUAAAUAUAUUUUAUGCAGCAUUUAAUUAAUAUUUAUUCGAAAUAAAUGUGUCAAAAGCUA
Messenger RNA from Eurytemora carolleeae, 3615 nucleotides. RefSeq lists its product as uncharacterized. NCBI's taxonomy places the organism in Eukaryota, Metazoa, Arthropoda, Copepoda, Calanoida, Temoridae. The coding region runs from base 773 to 2308 and encodes 511 amino acids. The transcript is spliced from 11 exons. The record is from RefSeq and is a predicted model, not a curated record.